GUCUCAAUGAUUAGCUAUCUGAAGUACCGUAGGAUUGGUUUAAAAUAAAUAGCACCAACUGAAAUAUGGUAAUUCAGUGUAAGAUUUCAAACAGGAAAGAUUUUAAACAUUUUUAGAAUGAAUCUUCUUCUAUUAUUUGGGUUUUUAAUAUGUGCAGUGAAUGCAAAAACUGUCGAACUGUUUAACGCUGAAGCAAUUAUAAAUGAAGUCAACUCUGCCAACACAACCUGGAAGGCUGGGCAUAACUUUGCUAAGGAUACACCAUUAAGGUACAUCAAAAAACUUCUUGGUGUCAUACCAUCAGAUGAGCCUAAAAUCCUAUUGCAAUUGAACAAACGUGUAACAAGUGACGAUGAACUUCCAAAUGAAUUCGAUGCUCGUAAAAAGUGGCCGAAUUGUCCAACCAUAAGCCAUAUUCAUGACCAAGGAUCAUGUGGAUCUUGCUGGGCUGUAUCAACUGCUGCAGUUUUUUCAGAUAGACUGUGCAUAUUUUCAGGUGGAAAAUUUACACUUCCACUUUCUUCUCACAACCUUUUAACUUGUUGCCCUCUUUGUGGCUACGGAUGUUCUGGAGGAAUGCCUUAUCCAACAUGGGAUUAUAUGAAAGACCAUGGUUUGGUCACGGGGGGUGAUUACAACAGUUCAGUUGGUUGCCAACCUUACCAAGUUCCAGAAUGCGAUCACUAUACAAAAGGAACAAGGCCCGAUUGUGCAACUUUACCAGAAUUUGAAACAGAUGAAUGCCAAAAGACAUGUUUAAACUCUGAAUAUAAAACCGAUUUCAAAAAUGACCGCCAUAAAUUGAAAACAAUUUUCUCUCUAAGCACAGACGUAAAAGAAAUUCAGAAAGAAUUAAUGACAAAUGGACCUCUGGGUGCCUCGAUCAAGAUAUACUCUGAUUUUCCAUACUACAAGAGUGGUGUUUAUCAGCAUACAUCUGGGAAAUUACUUUCAGAUCAUGCUAUAAGGCUUCUUGGUUGGGGAACGGAAAACGGAACUCCGUACUGGCUUGUCGCCAACUCAUGGAACACAAACUGGGGCGACAAAGGCCUCUUCAAAAUACUAAGAGGGCUAAAUGAGUGUGGAAUCGAAUCGAAUGUGUAUGGUGGUAUACCAGAUGUAUAAAUGUUAAAAAUUGAUGAAAUUAUUAUUAUUUGUUGUAUUAUAAUAAAUUCAUUAUUGUUUUUUUAA
Messenger RNA from Cimex lectularius (bed bug), 1191 nucleotides. RefSeq names its product cathepsin B-like. NCBI's taxonomy places the organism in Eukaryota, Metazoa, Arthropoda, Insecta, Hemiptera, Cimicidae. Gene Ontology annotation, cellular component: lysosome. The record is from RefSeq and is a predicted model, not a curated record. The transcript has 6 exons. The coding region runs from base 118 to 1125 and encodes 335 amino acids. Gene Ontology annotation, molecular function: cysteine-type endopeptidase activity. Gene Ontology annotation, biological process: regulation of catalytic activity.